Messenger RNA from Daldinia caldariorum, 588 nucleotides. Its product is annotated as guanylate kinase. Gene Ontology annotation, cellular component: cytosol. The transcript has 3 exons. NCBI's taxonomy places the organism in Eukaryota, Fungi, Ascomycota, Sordariomycetes, Xylariales, Hypoxylaceae. The coding region runs from base 1 to 588 and encodes 195 amino acids. The record is from RefSeq and is a predicted model, not a curated record. Gene Ontology annotation, molecular function: GMP kinase activity. Gene Ontology annotation, biological process: purine nucleotide metabolic process.
AUGGCUUCUACCCUGCCUCAAGACCGCCGCCCUGUUGUUAUUUCUGGUCCCUCAGGUGUAGGCAAGGGUACGCUGUUCAAGCGCCUGUUCGAGACGCAUAAAGACUGCUUUGCUCUGUCCGUAUCGCAUACCACGCGCAAGCCGCGAACCGGCGAGGCUCACGGUGUCGACUAUUAUUAUAUAUCGCAAGACGAAUUCGAAGCCUUAGUCCAGGCCGAUGGUUUCGUAGAGCACGCCAAGUUUGGCUCCAACCGCUAUGGCACCUCUAAGCAGACCAUUGCCGAUCAGACCGCUAAAGGUCGUGUCGUCGUGCUCGAUAUCGAGAUGGAGGGUGUUAAGCAGAUUAAAAAGAGCGGCAUAGAAGCGCGCUACGUCUUUAUCAAGCCGCCUAGCUUUGAGGAACUCGAAAGGCGUUUACGAGGUCGAGGUACCGAGGACGAGGACUCCAUCGUCAAGAGGUUGAACCAGGCCAAGCUCGAGCUCGAAUACGCCGACACGCCCGGUGUUCACGAUAUUAUCAUUGUCAACGACGACGUCGAGAAGGCAUACAAGGAAUUAGAAGACUUCAUCUACAAGCCAUUAGCAUAG